CAAUUUAGAAUUCAGUUGGCGACCACUGAGCGUCGAGGUUGGAACUUUUUCGCGACAAUUUGUGGCCUGAACAGGCUGCGAAAUUGUUGUUCCUUGAUCUAUAUAAAAUCGGUACUCCAAACAGCAGUCAGUUGUCAGUGGCAAGUGAAGGAAGUGCUUUCGAAAUGAAGCCUAAGAAAGGCGCGUUUGCCAACUCCUCAUCGGGUUAUGGCAAAUCGCGGAAUAGCUAUCGCAAUAAUGCUGGCAAGCAGGAGGAAGCCGACGCCAAGCUAGAGGUGAAACUCAAGGCAGACAAGGCCCAGGAGUUGCACUCGGAGAAAGAUCUAAACUCUGGUUUUGGCGAUUACUUGCGUUCGCCGGAAGCCGUGGAAAUUAUGAAGCUCUUUGUUUUCGCCAACACCAUCAUGCUGAUUGUUACAAUGGCCUGGCCGAAUUUAAAAGAACAAUACUACAUGUUGAGAGAAUGGUUGGAGUCUUUCCAAGUGGCGCAGUAAUUUGUGUAAGAGAGGAAAAAAAACUUUCAAAAUAUUUAAAAUGCGAAAUUAAACUAAAACAAAAUAAUUAAAAGGAUAUAUUUAAUAACCAUAAAUGUUAAAAGAAAACGAAGGUGAAGCAAGCAAAUAUUAUAACUGUUUAACAACAUAUACAUAUAUUAUAUUACAAACUAUAUAUAACACAUAAAA
Zeugodacus cucurbitae (melon fly) is the source of this 683-nucleotide messenger RNA. RefSeq lists its product as uncharacterized. The transcript is spliced from 2 exons. Lineage: Eukaryota; Metazoa; Arthropoda; Insecta; Diptera; Tephritidae. The record is from RefSeq and is a predicted model, not a curated record. The coding region runs from base 165 to 494 and encodes 109 amino acids.